ACAUUCUCAAACUCGCUUAAAAAACUAAAAACCCUUGUAUAAUCUUUAUAGUACGAGUAUUCUUCGUUUUUUCGUUUUUUGGUAAACCUUGAUCGUACGAAUGCAGAGACCAGGGUUUUCAGACACCGCCCGGCGAAAUCGGCCGUCGGAGAAGCUUCCUUAUAUGGAAGCGGGAUACUGUUAUCGUCCACGGCAGCCGUAUAAGAAUCAGUGGAAGUCUCACUUGAGCAACCGUCGUGAUCGGCCUCCUGAGCCGCCGAAAACGCAGCCGAAAUUCGUUAUACAGUUCCGGUCGAGCAGCCGGGGCCUGAAGAGAAUCGAAUUGGACGAGCUAAUCGAGAAAUUGCCGUCACCGCCGCAAAGUUCCCAUGUUUUCGAGAGGGGUUGUGUGGUAGGGACUCUGUUUUAUGAGCAGUGGAGCGAGGCUGUGGAGGUCGUGGUGGAGCUAUGGAGAAUCCGGCUCGACGGAGGGCUUCCGAUGACGCCGUCGCUGGUGGAGAACGCCGAGGUGUCGUCGAAGAAGGAGGAAUUGAAGGAUCGGGUCCGAGAGGUGUUUGUUGAGAAGCUAGAGGGUUUAAUGGAAGGGGAAGUAGUGCAAAAAUGUUGGAAGAAGUUAGAAUUUCUGGAGGCGGAAAUUGAAAAGGUCUCCAAAUUGCUUGGAAGGCCGAAACGUAUCGCUCUUGCAAAUGAACUAUUGAAUAAGAAAGAGGCGUUUAUGGCUGAGAGGGAUUUAAUAGCAAAGAGGAUAGCGGAGUUUAAGAAUGGGGUGAGUUGUAUUUUGCUUCAUUUGGAGGGGAAGUACUCCGGGGAGGAUGUUUAUGGAGACAGUAUGGCAGUGUUUACCUUUGAGACAGAAGAGUUCAAUUGGGACCACAUUCAUCAUCUGAUUAAGAGGGAAUGCCGAAGACUUGAGGAUGGCUUGCCCAUUUUCGCUUCCAGGGAAGAGAUUCUUAAGCAAAUAGAUUCUGAACAGGCUACAGUUUUGAUUGGGGAGACUGGCUCUGGAAAGAGUACACAAUUGGUUCAAUUCUUAGCUGAUUCAGGAGUUGCUGGAAAUGGUGCUGUAGUCUGCACUCAACCCCGGAAACUUGCUGCCAUCUCUUUGGCAGAUAGGGUUAAAGAGGAAAGUAUUGGCUGUUACCAAGAAAAAUCUAUUGCCUGUUACCCAUCAUAUUCAUCCAUUCAUCAGUUUGAUUCAAAGGUAAUAUUUAUGACAGAUCACUGCCUGCUGCAGCACUAUAUGAGAGAUAAAAGUUUGUGUAAGAUUUCAUGCAUUAUAAUUGAUGAAGCACAUGAAAGAAGCUUAAACACAGAUCUUCUUUUAGCAUUGCUAAGGAAUUUGCUUCAUCAGAGGCAUGAUUUAAGGCUUAUCAUUAUGUCCGCCACGGCUGAUGCAGAUCAGCUUACAAAUUACUUCUUUGGUUGUAGAACAUUUUAUGUGUCUGGCAGAACUUUUCCGGUGGACAUUAAGUAUGUACCCAGUGAAUGUGAAGGUAGUUUUGUUUCUGGUUCUGAUACGGUUCCUUCUUAUGUUUCUGAUGUUGUAAGGACUGUGACUGAUAUCCACAAAACAGAGGGAGAGGGAACAAUUCUUGCCUUCCUGACUUCUCAGAUGGAAGUAGAGUGGGCUAUUGAGACUUUUCAAAUCCCCUCUGCCAUUGCAUUACCUUUACAUGGGAAACUGUCCUAUGAAGACCAACGCCGGGUUUUCCAGAAUUUCCCUGGAAAGAGAAAGGUAAUAUUCACUACGAAUGUUGCUGAGACAUCUUUGACAAUUCCAGGUGUCAAAUAUGUUGUUGAUUCUGGGAGGGUGAAAGAAAGCAGAUUUGAACCUGGAACUGGCAUGAAUGUUCUCAAGGUUUGUCCAGUCAGCAAAAGCUCAGCAAAUCAACGAGCUGGGCGAGCUGGUAGAACUGAACCUGGAAGGUGUUAUAGAAUCUACUCUGAAAAUGAUUUUGAGAAUAUGCCUUGUCAUCCGGAACCUGAAAUUCGUAAGGUUCAUCUUGGUAUUGCUGUGCUAAGGAUACUUGCCCUGGGCAUCAAGGACGUGCAGAGUUUUGAUUUUGUUGAUGCACCUAGUCCUAAAGCAAUUGAGAUGGCUAUAAGAAAUCUGAUUCACUUAGGAGCUAUUGCAUGUGUUGAUGAUGGUUAUGAAUUAACUGCAGAUGGACAUUAUCUAGUGAAGUUGGGUAUCGAGCCUCGGUUGGGUAAGAUAAUCCUUAGUUGUUUCCAUCGCCGUUUGGGUAAAGAGGGUCUUGUUCUUGCUGCUGUUAUGGCAAAUUCAAACAGCAUUUUCUGCAGAGUUGGUACUGAAGUAGAUAAACUAAAAUCUGAUUGCCUUAAGGUUCAGUUUUCCCAUCCUGAUGGUGAUCUCUUCACUUUACUAUCUGUUUACAAGGAAUGGGAUGCUGUUUCUCAAGAAAAGAGAAAUGCCUGGUGUUGGAAUAAUAGCAUCAAUGCCAAAACCAUGAGAAGGUGCCAGGAGACUGUUGAAGAACUGGAAACCUGUCUUCAAAAUGAACUGAGUAUCGUUGUUCCAACUUACUGGCAUUGGGAUCCACAUAUGCACACUGAGCAUGAUGAAAGUUUGAAACACAUUAUUCUCUCUUCCCUUUCAGAAAAUGUGGCAAUGUUCUCUGGUUCUGAUCAACUUGGCUAUGAGGUAGCACUGGCAGGUAAGCAUGUCAAAUUGCACCCAUCGUGUUCGUUGUUGAAUUUUUGUCAACGACCCACUUGGGUAGUUUUUGGUGAUAUCCUGGCAUCAGCUAAAGAGUAUCUGGUCUGUGUUACGGCGUUUGACUUUCGCGACCUGGCCACUUUGUUUCCUCCUCCAUUGUUUGAUUUCUUAAAGAUGGAUGCUCAAAAGCUACAGAAGAAGUCUUUGACAGGGUUUGGAAGCAUGCUGCUGAAGAGAUUGUGUGGAAAAUCUAACUGUCACAUCAAUCGUUUUGUUUCGCGAAUGAGAUCUUUGUGCAUGGAUGAACGCAUUGGCAUUGAAGUGAAUGUUGAUCGGAAUGAGAUUGCAAUGUAUGCUUCUUCCAGAGACAUGGAGAGGGUUUUUGAGAAUCUGAAUGAAGCAGUGGAUUAUGAAUACAAGUUGUUGAAAAAUGAAUGUCUGGAGAAAUGUUUGUACAAUGGAGGAUCUGCUUCUUCCGUGCCUACUGCCCUUUUUGGAGCUGGUGCUGAGAUAAAACAUUUGGAGCUUGAGAAGAGAUGUUUGACAUUUGAUGUAUUUCUUUCAAAGGGAAAUUCAUUUGAUGAUAAGGAACUGUUGAUGUUUCUGGAAAGGAAUGCAGGUGACAUUUGUGUGGUCCACAGGUUCUCAGGUGUGGGACAAGAUAGUGAGGAGAUGGAGAGAUGGGGCAGGGUAACAUUUGUCACCCCCAAUGCUGCUGAGCAUGCUUCUGCACUAAACUCCGUCCCACUUAGUGGUGGGGUGGUCAAAGUAGUUCCUUCUAAGACCAUGCAUGAUGGUGAUCAAAAUAUGAUCUCAUCUCAUUUGCUCAAAGCAAAAGUGCAUUGGCCUCGCAGAUUCAGUAAAGGGGUAGCUAUUGUGAAAUGUCAUCCAAAGGACAUUACUUUUAUGGUUGAUGUCUUCUCUAGUGUUGUAAUAGGAGGAAGCAUUGUUCGAUGUGAACGAAGCAUCAAAUGUUCUGACAACAUAGUGAUUAAGGGACUUGAUAGAGAGCUUUCUGAAGCUGAGAUUUUUGAGAUGUUAACUGCAAUGACAGACAGAAAAAUUUUGGAUUUGUUCCUACUCAGAGGAAAUGCUGUAGAAGGUCCUCCAUUAGUUGCUUGUGAAGAAGCACUUCGAAGAGAAAUAUCUUCCUUCAUGCCUAAAAGGAACCCUUAUGGUAACUCUACUCGUGUCCAGGUCUUCCCUCCUGAACCAAAGGAUACAUUCAUGAAAGCAGCUAUAGCAUUCGAUGGAAGUCUAUAUCUAGAAGCUGCAAGGGCUCUGGAGGAAAUGAAUGGGAAAGUAUUGCCUGGAUGUCUUCCAUGGCAGAAGAUACAAUGCCAGCACUUGUUUUCUAGUUCUGUGUCCUGUCCUGCAGCAGUAUAUCAUGUCAUUAAGACUCAGCUGGAUACACUACUUGCAAGCUUCCGUCAUAGAAAGGGUGUUGAGUGCAAUCUUCUUAGGAAUGAGAAUGGUUCCUAUAGAGUUACCAUAUGUGCUGGCGCCACGAAAAUUGUGACAGAAGUGAGAAAGCCAUUGGAGCAGCUUAUGAAAGGGAAAAUAAUAGACCAUGAUGGCAUUACUCCAACAGUUCUGCAACAUUUAUUUUCUCGGGAAGGGAUCUCUCUUAUGAGGUCAAUUCAGCAGGAGACAGGAACCUAUAUUCUUUUUGACAGGCAUACCCAUACUCUGAGAAUCUUUGGCUGUUCAAACAAGAUUGAUAUGGCAGAGAAGAAAUUUGUGGAUUUGCUUCUGUCACUUCAUGAAAACAAGCAACUUGAAGUCCAUCUUCGUGGAGAAGCUUUGCCCCCAAAUCUGAUGAAGAGUGUGGUUCAGAGGUUUGGAGCAGACCUUAAUGGGAUCAAGCAAAUGUUUCCCGAUGGUAACUUCUCUCUAAAUGUCAGACACCAUUGUAUCUCUAUCAGCGGUCCCAAAGAAGUGAAGCAAAAAGUUGAAGACGUAAUUUAUGAGAUGGCUCAAACAAGUAGUCCGCAGAAUCAAAGAAAUGAUGAUGAAGCUGACUGCCCAAUUUGCUUGUGUGAAGUGGAGGAGAGUUUCAAGCUAGAGAACUGUUUCCAUGUCUUCUGCCGAUCAUGCUUGGUGGAGCAGUGCGAGUCCGCCAUCAGAAGCCGAGAAGGUUUCCCCAUGUGCUGUAUGCAUAAAGGUUGCAAGGCUCCAAUCCUCGUUGCCGACUUGAAGUCUCUGUUAUCAAUCGAAAAACUGGAGGAGCUUUUCCGGGCAUCAUUAGGGGCUUUCGUGGCAGCAAGCGGAGGUUCUUACAGGUUUUGCCCAUCGCCCGAUUGCCCUUCAGUUUAUCGCGCUGCUGACCCCUCAGCCACCACCGGGGAACCAUUCAUCUGCGGAGCAUGUUAUGCAGAAACAUGCACGAGCUGCCACCUCGAGCAUCAUCCGUUCAUUUCAUGUGCCAGGUACCGCGAGAUUAAAGACGACCCGGACUACAACUCUCUGAAAGCAUGGAAAAAGGGGAAAGAGAACGUGAAGAACUGCCCCGUGUGCUCGUUCACAAUCGAGAAGGUGGAUGGCUGCAACCACAUCGAGUGCAAGUGUGGGAAACAUGUUUGCUGGGUUUGUUUGGAGUUCUUUGCUACAAGUGAUGAUUGCUAUAAUCAUUUGAGGUCUGUACAUUCCACCAUUAUAUGACAUGCUUCUCCAAUUUCAACUGCAUUUCUGUUUCAUGAAUAUUUUUUCUGUUGUCUCUACAUACUGAGUACUUGUGUACAUAUGCAUGUUUAGGGCAUAAUGUUUGACAGUUUGUGGACCCCGGAAUCGGAAUGUUAGGAAUAUGAUAAUUUACUUCACCCCUUCA
This is a messenger RNA of Ipomoea triloba (trilobed morning glory), 5504 nucleotides long. Its product is annotated as ATP-dependent RNA helicase DEAH12, chloroplastic-like. The transcript is spliced from 3 exons. Gene Ontology annotation, cellular component: catalytic step 2 spliceosome; intracellular anatomical structure. The coding region runs from base 101 to 5338 and encodes 1745 amino acids. NCBI's taxonomy places the organism in Eukaryota, Viridiplantae, Streptophyta, Magnoliopsida, Solanales, Convolvulaceae. The record is from RefSeq and is a predicted model, not a curated record. Gene Ontology annotation, molecular function: ATP binding; RNA binding; zinc ion binding. Gene Ontology annotation, biological process: spliceosomal complex disassembly.